AUUGGUUCCCUCAGCAACUUAAUUCAGUCCUGUACGUGGAGUCUAACAUGGCUAUUCAGACGAAAGCUCUUGUUACUGCCAAAUGGCUUUCUGACGCUGUUAAAAGUUCUAGACAGAAUGUACGAGUUCUGGACACCUCUUGGUAUUUACCAAAACUUAAAAGAAAUGCCAAGAGUGAUUUCAAGAAAAAACACAUUCCUGGUGCAGCAUUUUUUGACAUCGACCAUUGUAGUGACAGAAGUUCUCCAUUUGAUCAUAUGCUUCCGCCUUUGAGGGCGUUCAAGGAAUACGUGGGAAAUUUGGGCAUUGGCAACGAUACUCAUGUUGUUGUAUACGAUGCCAGCGAAUUCGGUGCAUUUUCAGCACCUCGGGUCUGGUGGAUGUUUCGUAUCUUUGGACACAGCUCUGUGUCUGUCCUCAACGGUGGACUAAAAAACUGGAUCAGUGAGGGACACCUUAUAACAGACAAAUACUCUAAACCUGAGCCAACCGAUUAUAAAAACGCCACCAUUAACCGUUCUUGGGUAAAGACGUAUGAAGACAUUCUGGAUAAUAUUGAAACUAAGAAAUUUCAAGUCGUGGAUGCACGGCCAGCGGGUAGAUUCCGUGGAGUAGAUCCUGAACCGAGAGACAACACGGAGCCUGGACACAUCCCCGGUGCCAUCAACAUACCCUUCACCUCAUUUUGGGCCCCCUCGGGUCUGCUGCUACCCCAGGCCCAGUUGCGGGAACUCUUCGAGAGGGCGGGUGUGGACCUGAACCGUCCGAUGUGUGCCAUGUGCGGUUCUGGGGUCACCGCUUGCCACGUGGUGCUGGCUGCCCGCGAGUGCGGCUGUCCAGACGUGCACGUGUACGACGGGGCGUGGUCUGAGUGGUACACCAGGGCUGCGCCGGAGGACGUCAUCUCGGAGGGACGUGGAAAACAGCGGUGAAUGGUUGACUAGAUAACCUAAGAUUGGUCCCGGUCUCCUCUUCCUCAUUAAUGAUCAACUGAGAUGAGGAUUUGAUACUUGGACAGUUAACGUUACAGUCUUCCAGCGGGAAAUGCUGGAUUCGAAAGGCUUUGUGUUGGCUUGACAAAGUGUGUUGGACUGUAGUAAAAUACUCAACUGCUCAUUUCCAUCACAGUAAGGACAUCUGGUUUCCAUGGCAUGUUUUUCUUUUCUUUUUUUUUUUUUAGAUGCACACUGACAGUUAUUUUAUAAUGUACCAAGAAGAAAUUGGGAGUUCAUUUUUCGGUAGUUCUGUUUUCACAUUUCCGGAACAAACUGUUUCUAAUAAAACUAUUUCUUGUCGAAUGGACUCAGUGCCUGACUGAUCCUCAGCCUUUGAACUGUGUAGCUUUGUGUUUAGCUCACGUACCUUCAUGCUGUGCGACACAGCUCUGUAAUCUCCUAGUAUCACAUCUCCUUGACUAUCUUGUUGCCUGUUGUUUGUCUGUAUCUGUGCCUGCCUCCCCCUCUGUUUUUCUUUCUCUAUCUCUCUCUCCACACAGCCAAAGAUGUUGACCUGUCUGAAGUGCAGAUUCAAUUAUCUCACGCGCACAAACACACACACACACACAGAACAUUUCAUUGCACUACACUUGUGAUUCACCCUGCCCCUAGAUAGCCACAAUAUUGAUCGUACAAAAUACCCUGCCUUGUUCGGGCCUAUACUUUUUGUCAAAUGAAACAAAUGCAUACAUAUCUUUUUAUGUUAAGUAAAGCCAAUAGUUUCCAAAUGUGUGGACAUGACGUUCCAGCAGGGAUGAACUCCAUAAAUUCUAAUUCUGUCAAACUAAUUGGUGAAGAGACUUCUGCAUUAAAGGUUCAUCCACGCCAAGGCAAAGUCAUUAUGAUCGUCAUAUUCGAAGUCAUUCUGCUCUGAAUACUCCGUGUGACAUCUGAGGUCAUCUUGGAAGAUGUGAUUAUAAAAACAUAUACUUUAAAGGCCAUUAAUUAUACAGAAAUACAGCUGUUAAAUACGGGGGUUGACUGUUAUCUUGCAGCUCCAGGGUACAACUCCCAUGUGUUGUGUGUUAAUGAUAUGAGCAGCUCAGAUGGGUGAGCCCACAAAGCUCCGAUCAUAUUUAUAGUGUGAAUGUACUUUAGAAAACGUUGUUUUCCAUUAUUGGAAAGUAUUAAGAAAAUCUAUUGUUCAAAACACAGGACUAUCAACACUGUGAACUGUACGUGUGUUUUCUUCUAAUAUAGAGUACAUAUAACAAGAUUUAUAAUUACCUUUAAAUAGCUGGGUUUGAAAACCAGUGUUUUGCUUUAAUAAAGGCGAUUUCUUCAUUUGACUUCAGCAA
This is a messenger RNA of Chanos chanos (milkfish), 2293 nucleotides long. Its product is annotated as 3-mercaptopyruvate sulfurtransferase-like. Lineage: Eukaryota; Metazoa; Chordata; Actinopteri; Gonorynchiformes; Chanidae. Gene Ontology annotation, cellular component: mitochondrion. The coding region runs from base 48 to 932 and encodes 294 amino acids. The transcript is spliced from 2 exons. Gene Ontology annotation, molecular function: thiosulfate-cyanide sulfurtransferase activity. The record is from RefSeq and is a predicted model, not a curated record.